Messenger RNA from Mesorhabditis spiculigera, 267 nucleotides. NCBI's taxonomy places the organism in Eukaryota, Metazoa, Nematoda, Chromadorea, Rhabditida, Rhabditidae. The record is from the annotation of a GenBank genome assembly.
AUGAACCUGGCGAGUUUUGGACCCGAGAACCCGUCCGCCAAGCCGUUUUACAAGGUCAUCCUCGCGAGGUACAAGGCGAUGCCCCAGGCGCAAAAAAAGACGAUUUGCGGAAACAUGUGCCGCAAUUCGGGAAGAUCUUUGAUGAAGCUUUGCUGCAAUUCUCCGUGGAUCAUGGCGCAGCGUAUCGUGGUCUUGGGCAUUUUUUCAAGAAUUACAAGACUGGAAUUCAAGGGCAUCAUUGAGGAGAAUGAGAAAAUUCGUAAAAAG